AUGGCGCACAUCUAUGAGGUCGGUACACGGGCCUGGCAGCCCGAUCCGACAGAAGGGUGGCUGGCGUCCGAGGUGAAGGAGAAGCUGGUGGAUGGGGAGAAGGUGCAAUUAGUGUUUGAGCUGGAAAAUGGCGAGACAAAAACCGUUGAGACCACGCAGUCCGAACUGCAGGUGGACAACAAUCCCAAGUUACCACCGCUUAUGAACCCGGCGAUGCUUGAAGCAAGUGAAGACCUAACAAACCUGUCGCAUUUGAAUGAGCCAGCCGUCCUCCAGGCUAUCAAGCUUCGAUAUGCUCAAAAGGAGAUAUAUACCUACAGUGGUAUCGUCCUGAUCGCAACCAACCCUUUCGCUCGAGUCGACUCGCUCUACGUGCCGCAGAUGGUGCAGGUCUAUGCUGGGAAACACCGUGCCUCACAAGCCCCUCACCUGUUCGCCAUUGCGGAAGAAGCUUUCGCUGAUAUGCUCCGCGACGGAAAGAACCAAACGAUCGUGGUCUCUGGAGAAUCCGGUGCCGGUAAGACCGUUAGCGCCAAGUAUAUCAUGCGUUAUUUUGCGACUCGCGAAUCUUCCGAUCAGCCCGGAAAGUACACCACAAGCCGAGCAGAAGCGAUCAGUGAGACCGAGGAGGCGAUUCUAGCGACCAACCCGGUCAUGGAAGCUUUUGGUAACGCCAAAACGACACGUAACGACAACUCUUCCCGGUUCGGAAAAUACAUUGAGAUCAUGUUUGACGACCGGACGAACAUCAUUGGUGCGAAGAUUCGGACAUAUCUUCUUGAGCGAUCGAGACUGGUGUUCCAGCCUUUGAAGGAACGCAAUUAUCACAUCUUCUAUCAGCUUGUGGCUGGUGCCACGGACGCUGAGAAACAGGAGCUGGGCCUCUUGCCUAUCGAAGACUUCGAAUAUCUCAACCAGGGUGGCACACCUGUGAUUGACGGCGUUGAUGACAAGGAAGAAUUCGAGGCAACUAGAAAGUCACUGGCUGUCAUUGGUGUGCCCAAGGAAGACCAAACUGACAUUUUCCGUGUUUUGGCUGCCUUGCUGCACUUGGGCAAUGUCAAGAUCACGGCUACUCGCACGGAAUCCUCCGUCUCGGCAACCGAACCAGCUCUGGUCCGCGCUUGCGAGAUGCUUGGAAUCGAUCCUACUGAAUUUGCCAAAUGGAUUGUGAAAAAGCAAUUGAUCACCCGUGGCGAGAAGAUUACUUCCAACCUUACACAACAACAAGCUUUGGUCGUACGAGACUCCGUCUCCAAGUUCAUCUACUCCAGUCUGUUUGAUUGGUUGGUCGAUAAGAUUAAUCGUCGCUUGGCUACAGACGAGGUUCUUGAGAAAUUCAAGUGUUUCAUUGGUGUUUUGGAUAUCUAUGGCUUCGAGCACUUCGCUAAGAACUCCUUCGAGCAGUUCUGUAUCAACUAUGCCAACGAGAAGCUCCAGCAGGAAUUCAACCAGCAUGUGUUCAAGCUUGAACAGGAAGAAUAUGUGCGGGAGGAGAUUGACUGGACCUUCAUUGAUUUCUCGGAUAACCAGCCCUGCAUUGAUCUCAUUGAGUCGAAGCUCGGUGUCCUGGCUCUUCUGGACGAAGAGUCUAGACUUCCCAUGGGCUCUGAUGAGCAGUUCGUCACUAAGCUUCAUCAUCAUUUUGCUGCCGAUAAGCAGAAGUUCUACAAAAAGCCUCGCUUCGGGAAAUCUGCGUUCACCGUCUGUCACUACGCCGUUGAUGUCACCUAUGAGUCUGAUGGAUUCAUUGAGAAAAACCGUGACACUGUACCUGACGAACACUUGGAAGUGUUGCGCAACUCUUCCAACCCCUUCAUUAAGGAGAUUCUUGACACUGCCGCUGCUGUUCGGGAAAAGGACUCUGCUUCCAUGUCAUCCAAACCCGUGGCGGCGGCUCCUGGACGUCGUAUUGGUGUCGCAGUGAACCGCAAACCCACUCUGGGAGGCAUCUUCAAGUCCUCACUGAUUGAGUUGAUGAACACCAUCAACAACACAGAAGUCCAUUACAUUCGUUGCAUCAAACCUAAUGAGGCAAAGGAAGCCUGGAAGUUCGAGGGGCCUAUGGUUCUCAGUCAGCUGAGGGCUUGUGGUGUCUUGGAGACUGUUCGCAUCAGUACUGCUGGUUACCCAACCCGGUGGACGUACGAGGAAUUUGCUUUCCGUUACUACAUGCUGUGUCAUUCCUCGCAGUGGACAUCGGAGAUUCGACAAAUGUGCCACGCAAUUCUCCGUAAAGCCCUGGGAGAUGAAAAGCAGGACAAGUACCAGCUCGGUUUAACAAAGAUCUUCUUCAGGGCUGGUAUGCUGGCCUUCCUUGAGAAUCUCCGAACAUCCAGAUUGAACGAGUGCGCCAUCAUGAUCCAAAAGAAUUUGCGUGCCAAGUAUUACCGACGCCGCUAUCUCGAUGCUCGCGAAUCUAUUCUCACCACACAGGCCUUCAUCCGAGGCUUCCUGGCCCGCCAGCAGGCCCAGGAGAUCCGUCGGGCUAAGGCUGCUACUACCAUCCAGCGGGUCUGGCGUGGUCAGAAGGAGAAGAAGCGUUACACUCAAAUCCGCAAGAACUUCAUCAUGUUCGAGUCUAUCGCGAAGGGUUUCUUAUGCCGUCGCAACAUCAUGGACUCGAUCAACGGAAACGCAGCGAAGGUGAUCCAGCGUGCAUUCCGCUCAUGGCGUCAAAUACGGUCCUGGAGACAGUAUCGCCGCAAGGUUAUCACCAUCCAAAACCUGUGGAGAGGUAGGGAGGCAAGAAACGCCUACAAAAGACUCCGUGAGGAUGCUCGCGAUCUUAAGCAAAUUUCUUACAAGCUGGAGAACAAGGUCGUUGAGUUGACUCAGUACCUGCAAUCUCUCAAGCUGGAGAACAAGACUUUGGUUUCGCAACUGGAUAACUACGAUACCCAGUUGAAGUCCUGGCGAAGUCGACACAAUGCUUUGGAUGCCCGCACUAAGGAACUACAGGCUGAGGCAAACCAGGCUGGUAUCACUGCGGCUCGAUUGGAAGUGAUUGAGGAAGAGAUGGCCAAACUUCAACAAAGCCAUACCGAGGCCCAAGCUACCAUAAAGCGCCUCCAGGAAGAAGAGAGGAUCUCCCGUGGCGCUCUGCAGGCUGCCAACGAGGAGUUGGAGCGCCUCAAACUUCUGGACGCUGACCAUGAGAAGGACAAGACUGGUCUUAGGCAGCGAAUUUCCGAGCUCGAGGAACAGUUGGAGGUUGCCAAGAGAUCUGUGCCAGUCAACGGCGCCAACGGUGACCUGCCAAACGGUGGUGCUGUCCAGGCACCUGCGCCAGGCUUGAUCAACUUGGUUUCUUCGAAGAAGCCUAAGCCAAAGAGACGCAGCGCUGGCGCUGAGAAGAUCGAGACUGAUCGCUUCAGCGGCGCUUUCAACCCUCGCCCAGUGUCUAUGGCGGUCACACCUGCCUCCAUGGCCGCUCGUCAGAACGCGGCAAUCUCUCCUGGCCUUGAGUCGGUAGAGGUUGAACUCGAGAACUUGCUCUCCGAGGAAGAGGACUUGAAUGAGGAGGUCGCUAUGGGUCUUAUCCGAAACCUGAAGAUUCCUCUGCCCAGCUCUACCCCUCCACCAACAGAGAAGGAGGUUUUGUUCCCAGCAUACCUGAUCAACCUUGUUACAUCAGAGAUGUGGAACAACGGCUUCGUCAAGGAGUCUGAGCGCUUCUUGGCCAACGUAAUGCAAUCCAUCCAACAAGAAGUCAUGCAGCAUGAAGGGGAUGAUGCGAUCAACCCCGGUGCUUUCUGGUUGUCCAACGUGCAUGAGAUGCUUUCCUUCGUCUUCCUGGCCGAGGAUUGGUACGAAGCACAGAAGACUGAAAACUACGAAUAUGACCGUCUGUUGGAGAUUGUGAAGCACGACCUUGAGAGCUUGGAGUUCAACAUCUACCAUACCUGGAUGAAGGUGCUGAAGAAGAAGCUUUACAAGAUGAUUGUGCCAGCCAUCAUCGAAUCUCAAUCGCUCCCAGGUUUCGUCACCAGCGAAACAAAUCGUUUCCUCGGCAAACUCCUACCAUCCAACAACAACCCCGCUUACAGCAUGGACAACCUUCUCAGUCUUCUGAAUGGUGUCUACAAGGCCAUGAAGGCUUUCUACCUUGAGCAUGCAAUUGUUCACCAGACCAUCACGGAGCUUCUGCGUCUGGUCGGAGUCACUGCUUUCAACGAUCUCCUCAUGCGCCGUAACUUCCUUUCCUGGAAGCGUGGUCUGCAGAUCAACUACAACAUCACCCGUAUUGAGGAGUGGUGCAAAAGUCAUGAUAUGCCGGAGGGCACGUUGAAGCUGGAGCAUCUUAUGCAAGCGACCAAGCUUCUCCAGCUGAAGAAGGCAACCUUGAAUGACAUUGAGAUUAUCCAAGAUAUCUGUUGGAUGCUAUCCCCCAACCAGAUCCAGAAGCUGCUGAACCAGUACCUGGUCGCAGACUACGAGCAACCCAUCAACGGCGAGAUCAUGAAGGCCGUCGCCUCUCGGGUCACAGAGAAGAGCGAUGUCCUCUUGCUGGCUCCGGUGGACAUGGAAGACAGCGGACCAUAUGAGAUCGCAGAGCCCCGUGUUAUCACAGCUCUGGAGACUUAUACUCCAUCCUGGCUUCAGACACCACGAUUGAAACGUCUGGCUGAAAUUGUUUCUGCGCAAGCGGUGGCACAGCAAGAGAAGCUCGAAUUGGACAAUGGAGAGAUCGAGGAAUAG
Molecule: messenger RNA, 4701 nt
Organism: Penicillium olsonii
Lineage: Eukaryota; Fungi; Ascomycota; Eurotiomycetes; Eurotiales; Aspergillaceae
Source: the annotation of a GenBank genome assembly